Molecule: messenger RNA, 1474 nt
Organism: Harpegnathos saltator (Jerdon's jumping ant)
Lineage: Eukaryota; Metazoa; Arthropoda; Insecta; Hymenoptera; Formicidae
Product: putative methyltransferase NSUN6
Exons: 7
Coding region: 33-1427 (464 amino acids)
Biological process (GO): RNA methylation
Molecular function (GO): RNA methyltransferase activity; RNA binding
Source: RefSeq, a predicted model, not a curated record
AGAGAGAGAGAGAGAGAGAGAGAGAGAGAAACAUGCCUUUGCGAAAUACUUUCGGAGAAACGCCGUUUAAAAACAAAACCGAAAUACACGGCGAUUUGAUGAUAGAUUUCGGAAGGAUAAUCACUAGCGGCGAUCACCUACAGAGAUCUCGAGUACAGGAUAAAGUUGAUGCCUUCUGUAAAUGGGUGUGCACAACACCUCAAAGGAGUAUUUAUAGAUUGGGCCGUGGUGAAGUUGAUUGUUCGAGUGAUCUGGAGAAACUACGCGGAGCAUUGAAGCAAGAUAACAAGCCGGAUCCGAUUGUGCACUUUUUACCCGACCUGCCGGAUGAAGUAGUCGCUGUCGACAGUUGGGACGCGUCGGUGCCUCUCGAUUUGAGGAAAUAUCCGGACGAAAUUAUCGUCGAUGCUAAAUGCGGCGCAGCCGUGCUGAGAGGAUCUCAUGUUUACGCCCCUGGCAUCAUGGGAAUAUCGAGUGGUUUAAGUAUCGACACCAAAGUCAGUGUGUUUGCCGAUAUCACCGGUCGAUGUAAGAAAGGUUCGAUACAACCGUAUGCUGACGACAGUAAGAUGUACUUGGGUAACGGCGUUCUACGGCAAACGAGAAAGCAGUUGUUUGGAAAGACCGCGAAAAAUCCGUCUGGUAUCGCGGUAAUUAUGACCGAUGUGAUCUCACGAAUUCCACAAUUGAAUGCGACCGCCGAUCCCCCCGAGUCCCUGAGGCCGCUGUGCGCGCUGUUGCAAAAUUUACCGUCUAUCGUGUGCAGCCUGGUUUUAAAUCCUCAACCGGGUGAGACGAUACUCGACAUGUGUGCCGCACCUGGUAACAAAACCACACACAUUUCAUACCUUAUGAGAGGACAGGGUAUGAUAAUAGCUUUGGAGAAAAAUCCGGGUAAAGUGGCGCGACUUAGGGAAAAGUGUAACGACGGAAAUGUUAAGAUAUUUUGUUGCGAUGCUGCGAACGCUGUCGUCGGGCAAGAACAGGAUUCCGUCCGCGCCACCGAUGGGCCACCGUUCCCGGAGGAUCACUUCGAUCGUAUUCUCUUGGACACUCCGUGCAGCGCGUUGGGCCAAAGGCCGCAACUGUCUAAUGCGAUCACGUCGGUGCAGCUCCGUUCUUACGUUCCUUUGCAACGACGUCUGUUCUUUGCCGCUGUACGUCUUCUAAAGCCAAGGGGAACAUUGGUGUACAGUACGUGCACUGUCACAAUAGCGGAAAACGAAGGGAUCGUCGCUUGGGCGCUGAAGCGGUUCCCACAGUUAGAAUUGGAAUCUAUCGAGGAGCGGAUAAAGACAGACAGAUAUGGCACUCGAGGGUAUACCGUGAAUGGCUUGGCGGACAAAGACGCAAAGAAAGUACGUAGAUUCGGUCCUGAGAGCGACUCUGUUGGAUUUUUCAUCGCGUGCUUGAAGAAAUAUCAUUGAUACACGCUCGAAUUACGAAUCACGUUGAAAUUUUAUUGUGUGAAGUU